AUGGCCAUUGCAUUCGGUGCAAUGAUCCACGGAGGAUUGGCCGAGAUCACCGUCACUCCCGAUGCGGACAUGCCGCCGCCGACUCUAUACGACUUCGAUAACGACGGAGUCGCAGGAGGCCUCUAUCGCCCUGCAUUCAACAGCACCAAGGCCCGCAUUGCAGUCUACGUGAUGCACGCCGAGAGUGACUACAUGACAUUCUCCGCUUGUCGAGAGCUGCCACGCCGAGGAUUCACCGUCUUCUGCGCAAACAAUGCAGCCGACAAGACCGGUGUCAUGUCAAGCAUCUACUUUGAAGACGAACUCACUCAGGCCGACUACGGCAUGCAGUACCUGCGCAACCUGACGGAUAUCGACAAGGUCGUCCUCUUCGGCCACAGUGGCGGCGGCGGUCUAAUGACUGCAUUCCAAAAUGUUGCGGAGAACGGCAUCUCUGCAUGCCAAGGUCCAAACAAAUUAUACAACUGUACCAGCGCGGUGGCUGAUCUUCACCCCGCCGAUGGAAUUAUGCUGUUGGAUGCCAACUACGGGCUUGGAACGAUGCCGUUCCUUAGCUUGAACCCCGCUCUUGAGGGCCUGCAUGGCACGACGGUGAACGAGACGCUCAACUUGUUCAACCCGGUCAAUGGCUUCAUUAAGGGCAACAGCUCGCGAUACACGUCCAAGUUCAAGAAGGCGUACCAGGAGGGCGUUGUUGCUCGCAACGAUUUCAUCAUCAAGUAUGCGCAGGAACGUCUCGCUGCUUUGGAGGCUAACGAAACGGGCCUGAUUGAUGAUGAGCCGCUUUACGUCACCGAUUCCGCGUACGGCGUCAUGAACAACAAGUUCUUUGCGCAGGAUACUCGAUACCUCGCGCACACCUCAUUGCCCUGGCCCCUUCUUCAUAAGGACGGCUCGAUCACAACACAGGUCGUCAAGUCCGUACGCGUCCCGGUGAACUUUGAAAGUUACGCAAAUCAGUAUAUCCAGGGAGCUCUGAAGACUACUGUCCGGAGAUAUCUGUCUACUUUUGCUAUUCGCGCGACAUCUGAUUUUGAUAUCAUGCCUACAGGCUUCCACGGGAUCGACCACUCCUCGGCGCAGUUCUCACCCACGGAGUCAAUCAAGGGUGUUCGUGUUCCUUUGUUGAACAUGGGUAUGACGGGCCAUUGGGAAUACUUGAAUGCUGAGAAGAUCCAUUUGAAUGCCCCGGGUAAUGACACCGCAAUUGUCUUUGUUGAGGGAGCUGAGCACAAGAUUGGAACAUGCAAGGCGUGCGAAUCUUAUCCCGGCCAGUACGGGAACACGAUGAAGACUGCUUACAACUAUAUUGAGGAGUGGCUAACGAAGCCUGGGCGCUUCUUGGAUUAA
Messenger RNA from Penicillium verhagenii, 1350 nucleotides. RefSeq lists its product as uncharacterized. NCBI's taxonomy places the organism in Eukaryota, Fungi, Ascomycota, Eurotiomycetes, Eurotiales, Aspergillaceae. The record is from RefSeq and is a predicted model, not a curated record. The transcript has a single exon. The coding region runs from base 1 to 1350 and encodes 449 amino acids.